AAAGCAAUUUAAAGGAGAUUAUAUCUGCGAGCAGGCAGGGUCGAUCCGGGUUCGCGUUGUUCUCGACGCUAUCGAUCAUGCCAGGAAGCAAAUGGACAACUCUUUCAAAAAAAAGAGGAAAAUAAACAAAGUUGAGGGUGGUGUGGGUUUCGCUUUGCACGCAGCACCGCAUUUUAUAGCACGAUUCGGGAUCAUUUUCCACUGUUGCAAAAACAGAACAUCGACUACGAAUAAAACAAAGCAUGCAUGGAAUUUCUUUAAAAAACAAAACAUGCAGACCAGUGUUUUAUUAGUCUUUAAAUGAUGGCUAGGUGUUUUAAUAAAACUCUUUACGUGUCAGUUGCUUUAGGCUUAGAUACAGCAGAUUGUAUAUAUAUUUUAGCAUUUACUCCUUCUCGAUGCGCAUUCAUUUGUGUUGUAGCUCUUUGUCAGCCCCACUCCCUUACCGUGAGAAAUUCUUCGCCUCGCCAUAGAUUUCCAUCUUUAUUAUUUCAAGCAAAUAGUUUUGCAUGCACAGAGAAUCCACCGAGUCGUCUCAUCGAUUGAAUGAAUGUGACUUUUUUACAUUUUUUUACAGACAAAUCUAGCGAUAUUUUGUUUUCCUUUGUCCGCGGUUAAUGUGCGCUGCACCUUCGUGUACAUGUCUGGUUACAAUGCAGACACGUUCUUAAAAGUUAAAAGGUUUUAAAAAUCGAACUCAAAAGAGUGUGUUUUUUUGGGAGAAUCUCCACAGUCGGUUUGGUGCAUCAGGAAUAGCUCCAGAUUUGGGCCGAGCCGUCCCGCGUGUGUUUUAGGAUGGCUGCCGAGCCGGGUCGCUGCUAAGUGAAGCUGAAAUGCCCCUCCAUUACCUUUGAACCCGGGACUCCUAGUAUUAAUAAUAAAGAAGACUUCGAAGAGCCUCGGAAAGGGCCCAUUGGAGGAACCAGGUCACGUGAUCUCGGGGGUUAAAGGUGUCAGGACCCCUGCAGGAAUAAUAAUAGUAAUAAUAACACAUUUUUAAAAAAUACCAAACUAAAUAUGCAAAAAGCUCUCUAUUACGAGAAUGCAGGGUCUUUCAGGGGGUGUUCUUACCAAGAGCCCACAGGACUCGGGUACAUGGGCCCACAGGCCUACCCAGCUCCAGUGCAGUACCCGUCCGCCAGUUACUACCAGCCGGACACUUCCCCCUGCGCCCCCAGCCGGGAGACCGAACAGAACCCGAGUUCAAGAAGAACAGGUGUCUGCCGCCUCCCCGACCUGGCGGAGCUGCCGCUGUGCUUGCAGCCCGCGGUGCAGUCUCCAGGUUCGAGCAGCACGUCGACUCAGAGCAGUAGCCCGGAUCAGGCACCGGCACCACCGCACCCGGCAGACAAGCUCCCCAGUACAGGCACCUCGGCAGCCGGCCAAGGCAGAAGGAAUUCCACUGGCAAUAACGUACCGAAACAGAUCUUCCCUUGGAUGAAAGACACGCGUCACAACUCCAAGCAGCAAAAAAACGAUUUCAGUUACUCAGGUGAAUCCAGCGCAGAAACCAGCCCUCCCAGUCCAGCUUCCAAGAGAGCACGCACAGCCUACACCAACUCCCAACUGGUGGAACUGGAGAAGGAGUUUCACUUCAACCGCUACCUCUGCCGACCACGCCGGGUCGAGAUGGCCAAGCUCCUGACCCUCACCGAGCGGCAGAUCAAAAUCUGGUUCCAGAACCGAAGAAUGAAAUACAAGAAGGACCACAAACUCAAAGGGGGGGUCAGCUCUUCUCCAGGGGGGUCUCCAAGCCAGAGCCCCUUGAUCGGCUCCUACUUCCAGCCCGGUGACGUUGGGUAUGAAGCCCCUUUGCCCAACACUUACCCCAAGCCUCAUGGCAACGUGGGUUUAGCUGCCUACUCCACCCCGCUGUAUGACUGCCCUCCCCCUCAGAAGAGGUGCAGGGUGGCAGCCGUGGCUUGCGAUUAUGAUCCGCUUUCCCUGCAAGAGGACGGCUACGGCAGCCACAUCCUUCAGGGCAGUCCCGGGUAUGCUGAGCCCAGCUACAGGGAAUCUAUGCCUGGUAACUCGGGUUCAAUCUUCAAUCUCCCCCACGCUUCUUCAAGCUUGGACUACAGCUGUACCGCACAGAUCCCUGGUAAGCACCCCCUCGGACCUUGCGAGCCCCACCCAUCCUACACUGACUUGACCUCGCUUCCCACGCUGCAGGGAACCGCUCAGGAACCUCCUACCCUCACACACCUGUAGGGGAGCUGUUUCCAGAAGACGGGCCAUUUCCAGGGGUUGGUUUUGCCUAUUAGUGUACCAACAGUAUUAUCAUGCUAGUUCUUUAAAAUCAAGGGAAGGAUAGGGAUUACCUCUAUUUAUUAAACUCUGUAAAGAUAUGCAUGUGAAAUAUAUUAUCUUCAGCGAGACUGCAUUUACUGAACAUAUAUAUAUAAAAAAAAACAACAAGUAAGCCAUUAAAUAUUGUAUCAGGUUGAAAUUGAAUUAAAUAAAUAAACAGGGUGUUUUUACAUAUUAUUAUUAUUAUUAUUAUUAUUAUUAUUAUUAUUAUUAUUAUUAUUAUUAUUAUUGUCGUUCUUUUAAUACGACCUCUUCGCCUAUGCUAUUGACUUUCCAAUAUUUGUAUAUGUAAAAUAAAUUACCCCUUUUUUGUAACUUUUGGAGCGAUUCUUCUGUAGAAAACAUAUUUAUAACAUGUCGUUUCUACUGUUUACGGUAUAAUAGAAACUGUCUGUUUAAUUUUUUUUAAGUUUAUAGUUUAUUUGCUUUCCAAUUGUAGUAUUAAAGAAAUAUGCAACAGAGAA
Molecule: messenger RNA, 2774 nt
Organism: Acipenser ruthenus (sterlet)
Lineage: Eukaryota; Metazoa; Chordata; Actinopteri; Acipenseriformes; Acipenseridae
Product: homeobox protein Hox-D3-like
Exons: 3
Coding region: 1018-2211 (397 amino acids)
Biological process (GO): regulation of transcription by RNA polymerase II
Cellular component (GO): nucleus
Molecular function (GO): RNA polymerase II cis-regulatory region sequence-specific DNA binding; DNA-binding transcription factor activity, RNA polymerase II-specific
Source: RefSeq, a predicted model, not a curated record